Molecule: messenger RNA, 1745 nt
Organism: Nanorana parkeri
Lineage: Eukaryota; Metazoa; Chordata; Amphibia; Anura; Dicroglossidae
Gene: ABHD17B
Product: abhydrolase domain containing 17B
Exons: 4
Coding region: 568-1434 (288 amino acids)
Biological process (GO): protein depalmitoylation
Cellular component (GO): plasma membrane; endosome membrane
Molecular function (GO): palmitoyl-(protein) hydrolase activity
Source: RefSeq, a predicted model, not a curated record
UUGGAAAUCAUGAAACAACACAGUGCUACCAUUGGCACGUUGUCUAUCGUCCCGCCUUUCAUUUGCUCUAGUGAACCUCUGAUGUGUAGUAUCUUCUCACGCUUCAAUUGGACAGCCUAGACGCUAGUGCCCCGCCCACUACUAAUAGUAGCGCCUGGGGACUCCUCCCCGCACUCCCCCCGGGUUACUCGGUGGUGAGCCGUGGUGCUAUUUGUGUGUGUGGCUCCGGUGCAGUGUCGCAGAGCCUCGGUUGGAUUACAUUAGCCUCUCCUUCUACACAACACUGGGGAGCCGGAGCGCCGCACGGCCGCUAUCUCACUACAUAGCCAGUGCCUUUUGGACGGGUGUUCCGGGUCGCGGAGCCGGCUGGUGCCGUGUGUUCAUGUCGGAGCGACUGCUGUCCGUGGUAUGACGUCUAGAGGAGGGCUGGAAAGGAAACGGGAGUGACGUCAUUGUGUGUACGGAGUGACGUCACGUGAAGACCCCCUCCUCCAUCCUGCAGAAUAGUAGAGGCCGAGGCAUCCUAGAUCUGAACUGCUGCUGUCACCGCACUUUGCAGAAACCAACAUGAAUAAUCUUUCAUUCAGCGAGUUGUGCUGCCUCUUUUGCUGCCCACCAUGUCCAGGGAAAAUCGCCUCCAAACUUGCCUUCUUACCUCCUGAUCCAACUUACACUCUCAUAUGUGAUGAGAGUGGCAGCCGCUGGACUCUUCAUUUGGCAGAACGAGCGGACUGGCAAUAUUCUGCCCGAGAAAAAGACGCUAUAGAGUGUUUCAUGACUAGAACCAGCCGUGGAAACCGCAUUGCCUGCAUGUUUGUACGCUGCUCUCCCAACGCUAAGUACACACUGCUGUUUUCUCAUGGAAAUGCUGUAGAUUUGGGCCAGAUGAGCAGCUUUUAUAUAGGACUUGGCUCUAGGAUCAAUUGUAACAUAUUCUCUUAUGAUUAUUCUGGAUAUGGGUCAAGCUCUGGAAAGCCAUCAGAGAAGAACUUGUAUGCUGAUAUUGAUGCUGCUUGGAUCGCUCUUAGAACAAGGUAUGGUAUACGCCCAGAGCAUGUGAUCAUCUAUGGCCAGAGCAUAGGAACUGUCCCCUCUGUGGAUCUGGCUGCUCGAUAUGAAAGUGCUGCUGUGAUUCUACAUUCUCCCCUUACCUCUGGGAUGAGGGUAGCUUUUCCUGACACCAAGAAAACGUACUGUUUUGAUGCAUUCCCCAACAUUGAUAAAAUCUCCAAGAUCACAUCUCCAGUGCUGAUUAUCCAUGGCACAGAAGAUGAAGUUAUUGACUUUUCUCAUGGCCUGGCACUGUUCGAGCGUUGCCAAAGGCCAGUGGAGCCCCUGUGGGUGGAAGGAGCUGGACACAAUGAUGUGGAACUGUAUGGACAAUACCUUGAACGGUUAAAACAGUUUGUCACGCAAGAGCUUGUAAAUUUGUAAAGUUCUACUUGGUAACAACAAUCUCUCCCUGCGGCAAGGAAGGUUUGCGCCAACUUUCACAGCAGUGCAUUGCAGCUCUUGCCGGCCACCAGAGAGUUUGACCGACCAUGUUUCUCUUUUUGUUUUGCCGGACUGUGAGCCAUAAAAAGGUCCUAUUCAAACCUGAAGGUCUGUUUUGCAAGUUAAGUUGGUUGCCUUAACAGAUGUACAGGUAAUGAUUUGUUUAAGGGGAUAGCAUGUCUAGAAGAUUUUACUAUAUUUUUUUUUCUCAGUCUCCUGUACAGUGUUACAGAUUAGACCCCGUAUGUGCU